GAAUCAUUUCACACAAAACUACUUUUAUCUCCAAGCUACAAAGCCCUCAUCUCAUAGCUAGCAGCCAUGGCAUUAAAGCUUGCAGCUAUGGUGUUUGUGAUAUUGCUUCUUCGAGACUCGGAGGCUGCGAUCUCGUGUAGCGAUGUUGUCACAGACCUAAGGCCAUGCGUGAGCUACCUCGUGAGCGGUAGCGGGAAGCCACCAGCGGCUUGUUGCACCGGUGCAAAUGCUCUAGCCUCCGCAGCUACAACCACUGCUGACAAGAAGGCUGCAUGCGAAUGCAUCAAAUCAGCUGCUGGUAGUUUGAAUUACAACGCUAAAUUGGCACAAGAUCUUCCUAGCAAUUGUGGCAUUAGCCUGCCUUUCACGGUCUCCGCUAGCGUCGACUGUUCCAAGAUUGGUUGAUUGUGAGACAGAAUUUUGAACAGAAUGGACAAGAAAAACACCAGAAUUCUACUAUAAACUUGGAGAAAUUACUACAUAUUAUGUAAUAAAAUAAAACCAUUUGGAAUGGAAUCUAAUCUCAUGGAUUUUUAGAUUCUUUUUAUGUGUCUUAAUAUCAUGUGCUGCAGUUUCUA
Molecule: messenger RNA, 578 nt
Organism: Momordica charantia (bitter melon)
Lineage: Eukaryota; Viridiplantae; Streptophyta; Magnoliopsida; Cucurbitales; Cucurbitaceae
Product: Bifunctional inhibitor/lipid-transfer protein/seed storage 2S albumin superfamily protein
Biological process (GO): lipid transport
Molecular function (GO): lipid binding
Source: RefSeq, a predicted model, not a curated record